Molecule: messenger RNA, 2416 nt
Organism: Crotalus tigris (Tiger rattlesnake)
Lineage: Eukaryota; Metazoa; Chordata; Lepidosauria; Squamata; Viperidae
Product: vomeronasal type-2 receptor 26-like
Exons: 4
Coding region: 1-1308 (435 amino acids)
Biological process (GO): G protein-coupled receptor signaling pathway
Cellular component (GO): membrane
Molecular function (GO): G protein-coupled receptor activity
Source: RefSeq, a predicted model, not a curated record
AUGGACAAAGGGAGAGGGCAGCAGCCCUAUAACAAAGAUGAAACACCAGGUGUCUUUUGUCAAGGAAUUCCUGUUGCUGACUUUGAUAUCAUUGACUGGGCAGUAUUUCCUAAUAAGUCUGCUGCUGGGGUGAAAAUUGGAAAUAUUGGAAAAGAAGAAGUCUCUUCAGAUAUCAAGUUCUCCAUCAAUGAGAAUGCCAUCAUAUGGCCAUCAUCCUUUAAUCAGGUAACCAAGUCUGCUAGUUUAAGGCCCCUUUUUCUAGAUGUACUAAAAGUUGCUUCCCGGGAUACACCAAGCUCACAAGAGAGGGAGAACCAGUUUGCUGCUAUGACUGCUCUCCAUGUAUGGAAGGAACAAUCUCCACUCAGGAAGAUAAAGAGCAAUUCAUGUUUUACAGAUGCAGCACAUUGUGAAAAGUGUCCAGAUGAAGAGUAUUCCAACAAGAAGCGAGAUCAGUGUGUUCCCAAAGUUGAGACUUUCCUGUCCUAUAAAGAAAUAUUAGGUCUCAUCCUGGCUAUCGCUGCCUUUUUUCUCUCUCUAAACACUGCCUUAGUUCUAGGAAUCUUCAUUAAAUAUCAAGAAACCCCCAUAGUCAAAGCUAACAAUCGGGAUCUCACCUACAUUCUCUUGGUCUCUCUCCUGCUUUCCUUCUUGACCUCCCUUUUAUUCAUUGGUCAGCCCAAGAAAGUGACUUGCCUUCUUCAACAAAUCACCUUCAGUGUGGUUUUCUCAGUUGCUGUCUCUUCCUUGCUGGCCAAGACUAUCAUGGUGGUGGUGGCAUUUUUGGCCACAAAGCCAGGCAGCAGGAUGAGGAAAUGGUUGGGGAAAAGUCUGGCCAACUCCAUUGUAUUGUCCUGCUCUGGGGUUCAGGUUGGUAUCUGCACUACAUGGUUGGGAAUCUCUCCCCCAUUUCCACAUUCUGACAUGCAUUCUCAACCAGGAGAGAUCCUCCUGCAAUGUAAUGAAGGCUCAAUCACCAUGUUCUACACUGCCCUUGGCUACAUGAGCUUUCUGGCUGCCAUCUGCUUCUUCGUGGCUUUCCUGGCACGCAAACUUCCGGGGACUUUCAAUGAAGCCAAGUGGAUCACCUUCAGCAUGCUGGUUUUCUGCAGUGUUUGGGUCUCCUUUGUCCCUACCUACCUGAGCACUAAAGGGAAAUACAUGGUGGCUGUACAGAACUUCUCCAUCUUGGCCUCCGGCCUGGGUUUAUUGGGCUGUAUUUUUGUCCCCAAAUGUUACAUCCUUAUUCUGAGACCUGACAUGAACACUAAGGAGCAUCUAAUGAUAAAAACCAAUGAGGGCUCUUGAGCUUGGAAGGUCUUUUUUACCCAAAUUAUUGUUAAGAUAAAAUAGGAUACAUUGAAAGUAAAAUCUUUGUUAUAUGUUCUAAGAACUGUCUAUCAUGUGAACAUUCAAUUAUGACUGAUACAGUAACAUAUAUUAAACGUUUGUAAGAAGUCAUUUUCUUUUGAAUAAUUACUUUAUUUUAUCCCAAUCCAUAUUUAGGAAGAAUAAUAAAAUAUGACUAACCAUAUUUUUUCUGAAACCAAUUAAGAGAGCAUUAUAGAACUCCUUUGCUUUAUCUAAUCAUUAGAAGAGACAACAAACUUUUGUUAACCGUUGACGAAGUUCUGAUGUGUUUUCUUUUCUUUCUUUUCAUGUCAUGGGUUGAACCUUUUUCCUCUACCUGGGCAAUUAGUUAUUUGCUGCCUUGACUUUUGUCUGCACAUCAUCUGAGCCAAUCUGAUUGUUUAUUUGAAAAAUAUAGUGUGCUAACAUAGAGAAGGUUGUCGAAGUUUGUUCCACUAAUGUAGAACCUCGUUUCUCCUCUUCUAAUUCAAAUUCCCUUAAUACCAUUUCAGCACACAGAAUGAAUAAAUAAGAACAAAGUAUAUUGUCUUGUCUCACUUCUUUACCAUCCUGGCAUCAUUCUGUUUUACCUUGUUCUGUUCAAAGUUUGGCUUCCUGUCUUAUGUAUAGGUUUCUCAUGAAAAUAAUGUGAUAUUGUGCAAUUCUCAUUUCUCAAGAAAAUUUCAUGGCUAAACAUAGUUUAUUUGCUUAAAUUAUUUAUUUAUUUUAAAAGGUUUACAUAGUCACCCAUCUUAAAAUAAUUCUGCCAGGCUUACAACAAUAAGCCUGCAGAUGUAAGACUCUAUUAUAUUCUGGAAGUUCAUAUAAAAUGAGAUGGAUUAGGUCUAAGAUGUCUACAGCUUAUUGCCAAUAUGCUUGUUCAAACCUGCAGCCUUUCUCCCCACCCCAAUCCGCUUUUUUUGAAUAUACCCAAAUUGAAUUUAAUCUAAAAUAGCCUUCCCAUGCACAGAGAAUAAAGAUUUAUCUCAGGUAUACUCACUCAAAAGAGCUGCAACAGGUCAACUAUGUGUUUCAUAAUGUUAUAGCCACUGUGUUCCACAAAUAG